This is a messenger RNA of Parastagonospora nodorum SN15, 1146 nucleotides long. RefSeq lists its product as hypothetical. NCBI's taxonomy places the organism in Eukaryota, Fungi, Ascomycota, Dothideomycetes, Pleosporales, Phaeosphaeriaceae. The transcript has 3 exons. The record is from RefSeq and is a predicted model, not a curated record. The coding region runs from base 1 to 1146 and encodes 381 amino acids.
AUGACGGAGUCGGUAAAUCUCGAAGCUGAGUGCAAGCGCUUGCACGAGCGAAGCCUUCGAGCACUAGAAGAAGAGUUACGAACAGACAAGGAGCACCAGGUCAUUCAGAAAGAGAUUAAGCAGCUACGACGGCAUGGCAAAGCACUUCUGCAGUGCUCCAAUGAUAAGAAGAGCGCGGCAACGAAGAUACUAGAAGAUUACGCCAAGGCUGCGUGCCGCAAGUUGUGCGAAGAUGUUUACGGUGCCUUCCCUCGCGAAGUCCGCGAUAUGAUCUAUGGUCAUCUACAUGCACGUGACGAAAUGCGCGUUACUCGUGGUUUCAAAGGCCGCUGGAGUGAUGGCAGCGAAUCCUACUUCAAUUCCUGCUCAGAGAAACACUGGUGCGCAUCUGGUGCACACGAAGUUGCCGGGACAAAAGACCUGUGGUGGGAUUCAUGCUGCGUGGGCGAAAACAUGCUACGAGAGUUGAGCGAGCACUACUACCGUACAGUCCUCUUCUUAUUCGCAGCCGAUUGCGAGCUUCUUCUGAAGUUUCGAGUCACCGAUCAAUGGGGCCUGGGGUUCGUCCCUGGUGACAUCGCGACCAACAUUGGAAUCUCGAUCGAUUGUGCCAGGUAUGACUUCGCUGACAUAGGAUUGAUCUUACGCGAUGAUUCCAACUCAGCCAAUGCUAAUAUCAGCUGGUCUGCCUGGGACACUGACUCUACCCCGGAUCGCAAACCUUGCGAAGCAUUGUCACUGGAUCUUGAGCACCUCUUCGGUUUUAGAGCUGGCACAAACAUCUUCAUCCAGGUUUCAGUGGAAAAGAUCAAGAAACGCAGCCUUCUGGAGAACCAGCAGUGGAUGUGCGACGCUGUCAUGCCAAUUCUCCUGUCAACACUGCAACGCCUCAAAGUGGCUGGUUACAAGCUUAAAAUAGUUCUCAGCAGUAAGGAGCGUUGGGCUUUCAGCCGCGACACAGAAGACGAUUUCACAUUUUCGGGGCAAAAGUUAGACAUGGAUGUUAUGCAAUCUUCCUUCAGACUCUUCAAGGUUCGAGCGCUUGGAAAGAUUCAACUCAAGAAGGACGCCGAAGAGGGGAACGACAGUUUUGGGGAUGUAGGAGACGAUGACGAAGACAACGAAGAAGGACACAGUAGCAACUAG